AUGACCUACAACCAUAACGUCUACCAAGCACAACUGCCAGGCCCUGAAGAGGACAUAGCAGUUGAGUCCGAUGACUACCAGAAGACCAGCCAUGGCAAGGUUCAAUGCACUGAUAGUAUACUGGAAGCCGAAGGAAAAUUCCUCCACUUUAGAACUCUUUGGGCAUUCACCGGUCCUGGAUUCUUGAUGAGCAUCGCCUAUUUGGACCCGGGCAACCUUGAGUCUGAUAUACAAGCUGGCGCUGCUGGUGGGUACCAACUGCUUUGGGUCCUACUCUGGAGUACGAUAGUCGGUCUUUGGCUUCAAAUGUUGGCCUCCCGUCUUGGUACUGUCACUGGUAUGCAUCUGGCUGAGCACUGUCGUCAACACUACCCAAGGACUGCACGUAUCCUCCUGUGGAUCAUGACUGAGCUUGCCAUCAUAGGAUCCGAUAUCCAAGAGGUCAUCGGUACAUCCAUCGCCAUCAACAUUCUGUCCAACGGCCAUAUCCCACUUUGGGCUGGUGUGUUGAUCACUGCCGCCGACACUUUCACUUUCCUCAUGCUAGAGAACUAUGGUAUCCGAAAGCUUGAGGCCUUCUUCUGCAGUCUGAUAGCCAUCAUGGGCAUCACGUUUGCCAUCGAGUAUGGCAUCAGCAAGCCUGAUCAGCUCAAGGUGCUUGAAGGUUGCAUCAUUCCGAUGGUAUCCAAACAGAACGUAACCAUGGCCGUUGGUAUCCUGGGCGCGGUCAUCAUGCCACACAACAUCUAUCUGCACUCUGCAUUGGUCCAGUCUCGUGACUUUGACCGUUCAGACAAGCGCCAGAUUCGUAUUGCCAACAAGUACUUUGGUAUCGAGAGUGCAAUCGCCCUAUUCAUCUCAUUCAUUCUCAACCUUCUGGUCGUCUCGCUCUUUGCCGUGGGCUUCCAGGGUGUUGACAACAUUGGUCUUUCGUCCGCUGCCACCUUCCUCGGUGAGAAGUAUGGCCAGUUUGCUAAAUAUAUUUGGGCCGUCGGACUGCUGGCAGCAGGCCAAUGCUCUACAAUGACAGGUACCUAUGCCGGUCAGUUUGUUAUGGAGGGUUUCUUGAACCUCAAGAUCAGACCAUGGAAGCGACUCCUCAUCACUCGUUGUUCGGCCAUCGUUCCAGCCAUCUGUGUUGCCAUCCUUUCACAAAACCAUCUUGACUCACUUGACGAGUGGCUGAACGUUCUCCAAAGUGUCCAACUCCCAUUUGCCAUCCUUCCAGUUCUCUACUUCACAUCAAGAGCGGAUGUGAUGGGAGAGGAAUUUAAGAACCAUUGGCUCAACAAUAUAUUUGUUAGAGUCCUGUCCGUACUUAUUAUUGGUAUCAACAUCUACUUGAUUGUUCAGGCAACUAUCCAGUUGUCAACGGCAUGGUGGAUGAUCACUAUCCUGGUCAUAGGAUUCCUAUUCUACUUUGCAUUUAUUAUAUACUUGGCACUUGGUCCAAGAAAGUCAGCUGAGCUGGCGCAGAGAGCCCGCGCUCUAUUUGGAGUCAGUAGUGUUGGUCAGGACUCAUCCUACGAUCGUCUUGAUGAGACAUCCUCUCCAAUCACCAUCAACUCCACAAUUUAA
Messenger RNA from Acytostelium subglobosum LB1, 1578 nucleotides. RefSeq lists its product as hypothetical. NCBI's taxonomy places the organism in Eukaryota, Evosea, Eumycetozoa, Acytosteliales, Acytosteliaceae. The transcript is spliced from 3 exons. The record is from RefSeq and is a predicted model, not a curated record. Gene Ontology annotation, biological process: metal ion transport. Gene Ontology annotation, cellular component: membrane. Bases 1 to 1578 code for a protein of 525 amino acids. Gene Ontology annotation, molecular function: manganese ion transmembrane transporter activity; cadmium ion transmembrane transporter activity; iron ion transmembrane transporter activity.